AACGCCAGGAUCAACUGAAAUGAUGCGAAAAAGUUAUAUGUAUUUUUUUUUCUCUCUCUCUUUCUUAUUCUUAGACUCUAUGCUUCGACACAUAGCUCGUGCUUCAGCUCAAUAUUCAAGAGCUUUUGCUUCCACUAGAAUUGUCUGUCAAACGUUGCGUGUGCCAGUCACUCGUUCUGUGCGCUUGACACCUUUAUGCUCACGCCAAAUUCACUCUAGUUUUAUUCAACACAAAGAGCCUACAAGCUAUACUAUUACGUAAUAUGUGUUGUUCGGUAUCAUCUCAUGCUCAUGGUUUUUGUAGUCAAUUAGAUACCGAUAGAUACCAUCGUUUAUCAGAUCAAAUUUUGGAACAUAUUGUAAACAAAUUAGAAGAAAUUGGAGAUGAGACAGAUAUGCCUGGAUUUGAUAUAGAAUAUAGUCAAGGCGUCAUGACCAUUUCUCUUGGUGAACAUGGUACCUAUGUAGUCAAUAAACAACCUCCUAAUCAUCAAAUUUGGUUAUCAUCGCCUAUCAGUGGUCCUCAACGAUAUGACUUUGAUGAAAAGCAUCACAAGUGGUUUUAUCACAGAGAUAACCAUACUUUAGAUCAAGUUUUAAACACAGAAUUGUCCAAUGCAUUUGGCCAUCCAAUUGAUUUACUUGAAGGCUAUGAACCUAUCCAGGCAUAAAUGCGUCAUGGGAAUAGAAUAAACUUUUCUUUUUAUUGCCCGAGGCUAUCAACAUGAUACACUGUCUCUCUACCUCUCUCUCUCUCUCUCUCUUUUUUCUUGAUUUUUUUUUAAAUGUCGAUUUU
Gilbertella persicaria is the source of this 796-nucleotide messenger RNA. RefSeq lists its product as uncharacterized. Gene Ontology annotation, biological process: iron incorporation into metallo-sulfur cluster; intracellular iron ion homeostasis. NCBI's taxonomy places the organism in Eukaryota, Fungi, Mucoromycota, Mucoromycetes, Mucorales, Choanephoraceae. Bases 264 to 671 code for a protein of 135 amino acids. The transcript is spliced from 3 exons. The record is from RefSeq and is a predicted model, not a curated record. Gene Ontology annotation, cellular component: mitochondrion. Gene Ontology annotation, molecular function: 2 iron, 2 sulfur cluster binding; ferroxidase activity; ferrous iron binding.